Miscanthus lutarioriparius is the source of this 1590-nucleotide messenger RNA. NCBI's taxonomy places the organism in Eukaryota, Viridiplantae, Streptophyta, Magnoliopsida, Poales, Poaceae. The record is from the annotation of a GenBank genome assembly.
AUGGCGCCCACCGAAGAUGGCGUUCUGCUUCCCACGGCGGGCAAGGCCAAGGCCAAGACCAAGACCGUCGGCGCCAACUUCUUGCGCCACGACAAAGACGGGCACCGCAAGACGCACCGGCAGCUCACGACUUCUCCAAAUACCACCUCCAGCUCCACCACACAAGCAUCCGUAGCAGCGUCAGUUUCAGUGAUCGGUUCCAGUGCUCCUAUUGUUGACAUUGACACCAGUUACCAUAGGCCGGCACCGGCAAUCGGCCAACCUAACUCAGUGGUGCACCAACCAAUGAUACACCUGCAGCUCCAGUUAAUAUCGGCGAAGAUGAUCAAGAUGAUGAAGAGCGAAGCUCAUCUUUUCCGGCAAGAGUGCAAUAAGAGGUACAGAGCUGAGGGCCCUUGUGGGACGACUGCAUUCAAGAGCCAUUUGAGGUCAAAGCACAGCAUUGUGGAGGGACAACAACAGCUUAAUGUUGGUAAGAACACUGGUUCUGAAAUUGCUCAUAUCGUGCCUUUCAAAUAUGACCAAGAAGUUAGCUUGAGGAAAUUGAACUUGGCAAUCACCAUGCAUGAAUAUCCUUUCAAUAUAGUUGAGCAUGAGUAUCUUGUUGAUUUCAUAAAAUCUCUUCGGCCUAGCUUUCCGAUAAAGUCUCGUGUCACUGUUAGGAAAGAAAUAAUAGACAGAUAUCUUGAAGAAAAGGAAACUUUGUAUGCACACUUAAAAACUAUCAAGUGCCGCUUUAGUGCAACAAUGGACAUGUGGACCUCAUGCCAAAACAAAGGAUACAUGUGUGUUACAAUUCAUUGGAUAGAUGAUAAUUGGCGUAUCCAAAAGAGAAUUAUUGGUUUCUUCAAUGUAAAAGGUAGACAUACUGGUGCUAAGUUAUCUGAGACAUUCAGUGAAGUUAUGGUUAAAUGGUACAUUGAGAAAAGACUGUUUGCAUUGACUUUGGAUAAUGCUAGUUCAAAUGAAGUGGCUGUCAAUGAUAUAAUUUCAGAUCUAAAAGAGAAUGCAAAGAAAACUAGUAGUGUGGCUGCACCUGGACCUAGUAACACAGCUGAUGUAUUAAUGGGAAAUGUAGACCAUGACCUAGAAGAAUUCCUAUAUGAUGAAAGUGAACAUGCUAUGGUUGAGACAAAUGAGUUGGAGAGGUAUAUGGGGGAAUCACUACUGAAAAUUGUUGGUGAGUUUGACAUCUUAGCUUGGUGGAAAAACAAGAGAGAAGAGUAUCCUAUCCUUUCACAGAUUGUUCGGGAUGUAAUGGCUGUACAAGUAUCAACGGUAGCAUCCGAGUCUGCAUUUAGUGCUGCUGGUCGUGUUGUUGAUCCCUAUCGCAGUCGUCUUGAUCCCGAGAUGGUACAGGCAUUAAUUUGCACAAAGGACUGGGUUGCUGCAGCAAAUGCGAAAGUGGUUGGAUCAAUUGUGAGUGAUCUUGAAGUUGAUGCUUUGACUAAUGUUGUGGCUAAACUGAAAAUUGAGGACAAGGACAAGGAGGGCGAUGGGGACUCUGAGGAGGACAAUGAGGAUGCAAAAGACAUGGAGAGCGAUGGGAACUCUGAUCCUGACAUCAUGGAUGAUGCUGAUGAGCUCUAG